CUUUAAGAGCCUACUUGUUGCAUACUCUCCAAAAUACACUGUAACAAAAUGGUUAUCAAAGUGUUUCUCGCCUCUUCAUCGGGAUCCACAGCGAUCAAGAAGAAGCAGCAAGAUGUGGUCGGCUUCUUGGAGGCUCUUAAAGUGGACUACACUCAGCUGGACAUCGCCUGUAGUGAGGACAACCGCAUGUGGAUGAGGCAGAACGUCCCUGAGGAGAAGAAGCCCACCAACGGCAUCCCCCUGCCCCCACAGAUCUUCAACGAAGAGAGCUACUGUGGAGACUAUGAAACAUUCUUCGAUGCUAAGGAAGACAACGCUGUUUAUUCCUUCCUGGGGCUGCCCCCUCCUCCUGGGUCAAAGGAAGCACAACAGGCUGACAUGGCAAACAUUGUGGAGAACGGGACCCAUACUGAGGAAGCUAAUGCAGAAGAAAACGUUGAUGAAUCCACAGAGGCCCACGCAGAGGAGGAAGAAGAACAGGAGGAAGAGGAUUUGCAGUCAGAGGAAGAAGAAGAGCUACGAAAGCUUGAGGAAGAAGAAGAGGCUGAAGUGCAAGAGGAGGAAGCAGCAGCUGAGUAGUUAACGCCAGGCGACGUUGAUGUCAGCUUAUUACCAUCCAGGAGCCUCCCGUGCCGUCUCCUCCUGACCCCUGACGCUUGACCCCCUCAGACCCCUCACUCUUCCCCACGGCCACACUGGACCCCACUGGAAAUUGCUGGUCAUGUGCUUGAAGACGCCGCCAAAUCUGUGUCCUAACCCGCAUUUGCUGCCCCUUCCCUCUCCCUUUUGACUGCAAUUAUGACUUAAUUUUUAUAUUUUGCGUGUUGAGACAUGCUUUAGGACAAAUGAAUAUGUUAAACUCAAACAUAUUUUUCAUGUUUUACUUUUAGAAAUUCUAGUUUUGUAACACAAAGAGGCAGCAAAGUUGUCAAAACGCAAACUUGGCUUAGCUCGUAGUCUCUCUGUCAGUGUCCAAGUUUCAUAACUCACUUUGUAGUGAGUGAAUUAUUCUGUUUUUUUGUGUCAGUUUUACCAAUGUUGUGCCUUGAUGAGUACAAAACAUCCCUAUAGCAACUGAAUUUGUAAAUGUAAACUAAGACAUCUAAUGGCUACAUGAGAAAGAAAUAUGCACACAGACUGUAAGACUGUAAACUACUCCACCACCACGACAACGAUGUCUGCCAAUGCUGCUGUCUAACCAAUGCACUUUGUUGAAUGAAGAGUAAACAUGUGAUUAGGUAUUGGAUGCAAUGGAAAAUGCAAUAAAGAGAACUCGUAAAAAAAACUAAAAAAACACUAA
This is a messenger RNA of Scomber scombrus (Atlantic mackerel), 1300 nucleotides long. It is a transcript of the gene sh3bgr, whose product is annotated as SH3 domain binding glutamate-rich protein. Gene Ontology annotation, cellular component: cytoplasm. NCBI's taxonomy places the organism in Eukaryota, Metazoa, Chordata, Actinopteri, Scombriformes, Scombridae. The transcript is spliced from 10 exons. The record is from RefSeq and is a predicted model, not a curated record. Bases 49 to 579 code for a protein of 176 amino acids.